GAGAGAGCGAGCGAGAAGAGCGAGAGAGACGUGUGAUUUCUCUUUGUACCGAAGGAAGAGUUGAGGCCGGUUCCGCUGCUGCCGCCGUCUCUUUUCUUUUAUAUAAGCAGAGUUUGCAUGCUGUAAAUAGCCCAAUAAGCCGGUUACACUUUGCCGUUCACGGUACCCGUCGGCCCCUGUUGUUCCGCGGAAGCGGGCGGUCAAAGCCGGAGUCCCUUUGAGCGUUCUCGGACAACAAAAGCAUCAGGUCCCGGAGCUUCGUCCUCGGCUGCUUUCAAGUCACGCGUUCCUCCGACGGGGUUUUCCAGCGUCCACGCGCCGCAUUUCGCUCAUUUUCCGUCGCCUUUCCCCGCCCCCCCCGCAGACUUCAACACCUCCGGGGUGAGUUUUUUGCUGUUUUUUUUUACCCCCUUCACCGAGCGACCAUGGCAGCUGUAACGAGCCCGGAGACGAGCCCCCAGCCCCGGGUGUAUUUCCAGACGCCGGCCGGCGCCACGGAGGAGCCGGAGACCCCCGUUCGCAAGCAGGGACGCGUUACCGUCAAGUACGACCGCAAGGAGCUGAGGAAGAGGCUGAACCUGGAGGAGUGGAUUAUCGACCAGCUAACGGAUCUGUACGACUGCGAGGAGGAGGCCAUCCCAGAGUUGGAGAUUGACGUGGAUGAGCUGCUGGACAUGCCCAGUGACGUGGAGCGGGCGGCCAGGGUCAAGGACCUGCUGGUGGACUGUUUCAAGCCCACUGAGGACUUCAUCUCAGAGCUGCUCGACAAGAUCCGAGGGAUGCAGAAGCUCUCCACGCCUCAGAAGAAAUGAUGGCGCUCCCCCUUCUUCCCCCACGUCCGCCUCAGCCCUCACGUUUUGUCUUCCUGCCACUCCCCCACGCUGUUAGUUUGUGGUCGUUAUUCCACCUGAAGAGCGCUAACGGGACCUCAUUUCCUCUGGUUGUUGGGUCCUCUGUUCUAAAUGUAGAAGCCCUAUUAAUCACAUUUGUUUUUAUUUUUUAUUUUGUUUAACAAUAA
Betta splendens (Siamese fighting fish) is the source of this 1018-nucleotide messenger RNA. It is a transcript of the gene ppp1r14bb, whose product is annotated as protein phosphatase 1, regulatory (inhibitor) subunit 14Bb. Gene Ontology annotation, cellular component: cytoplasm. Bases 426 to 812 code for a protein of 128 amino acids. Gene Ontology annotation, molecular function: protein serine/threonine phosphatase inhibitor activity. Gene Ontology annotation, biological process: innate immune response; regulation of phosphorylation. NCBI's taxonomy places the organism in Eukaryota, Metazoa, Chordata, Actinopteri, Anabantiformes, Osphronemidae. The transcript is spliced from 4 exons. The record is from RefSeq and is a predicted model, not a curated record.